Messenger RNA from Hydatigera taeniaeformis, 234 nucleotides. The record is from the annotation of a GenBank genome assembly. Lineage: Eukaryota; Metazoa; Platyhelminthes; Cestoda; Cyclophyllidea; Taeniidae.
AUGGAGUAUCUACAAGAUUUGCGCACGAUGACGGAACGCCUGCGAAGUCGGUACUACACCCAUGUGGAUCUCUUUAUUGCCGACAUGCGGCGAAUGUUUCACAACUGCCGAACUUACAACCACCCCGACUCCGACCUAUAUCGCCAUGUCGCCUCUCUCGAUGCCCUCUUUAUAAGAAAGAUGCGCGAAGCAGGCCUUUGGGACAACCCACCUUCACCUCUACCCCCUCCCUAG